This is a messenger RNA of Diospyros lotus (date-plum), 1099 nucleotides long. Its product is annotated as light-harvesting complex-like protein 3 isotype 2, chloroplastic. The coding region runs from base 162 to 938 and encodes 258 amino acids. The transcript is spliced from 4 exons. Lineage: Eukaryota; Viridiplantae; Streptophyta; Magnoliopsida; Ericales; Ebenaceae. The record is from RefSeq and is a predicted model, not a curated record.
GGAGUGAACUGACCCGGUUUUGCUGUGUCUCUUUCUCUGAAAAAGGCCCCAAUUUUGAUUAUGAGGGCGAGGCUGCUGCAGUGCUGCUAUCCAUCUCAUCCGCCGUCUGCAAUUCCUCACAGUAUGUUCUGAGCUCUGAGAGGGCUUCUUCUCUUCCCAAAAUGUCAAUGGCCUUGUUCUCCUCUUCUCCUACUCACCUCCCAGCCUUACCCUCCUCUUCCAAAACCCUCUUCCUCCAAAACCUGCCUUCUCUCUAUCUCCCCCUCUCCCCCAAGGGAAGACUCGCCUUCUCAGCAAGAGCCUCCGCCAAUGUCUCUGGCCCUCUGGCAGCCGUAGAAGACCAGCAGGUUUCUGAAGCCUCAGCCGCCGCCGAUUCAAAGCCCAAGCCUGCUCCCAGCGAACAGGAAUCUCUCCGGCCCAACUUUUCGCCGCCGCCCGCCGUGGAUGCGGUUGCCAACUUCGAGGAUUCCAGAUGGGUGAAUGGGACUUGGGACUUGAAGCAGUUCCAGAAGGAUGGGAAGACUAAUUGGGAUGCUGUGAUUGAUGCUGAGGUUAAGAGGAGGAAAUGGUUUGAAGAUAACCCAGAAUCAAGUAGUAACGAUAACCCUAUAGUUUUUGACACAUCAAUCAUACCGUGGUGGGCAUGGAUGAAGAGGUUCCAUCUUCCUGAGGCUGAACUACUCAAUGGCCGUGCUGCAAUGAUCGGGUUCUUCAUGGCCUACCUGGUGGAUAGCUUGACUGGCGUAGGUCUCGUCGACCAAAUGGGCAAUUUCUUCUGCAAAACACUCCUGUUUGUAGCCGUGUCAGGUGUGCUUCUGAUCCGCAAAAAUGAGGACUUCGAAGCACUCAAAAAGCUUGUGGAAGAAACCACGUUCUAUGACAAGCAGUGGCAGGCAACUUGGCAGGAUGAGAAGCCUAGCAGUUCGGAGAAGAACUAACUAGGCAAAUGGGAGGGUUUUUUUGAGUUUCUUUCAGUCUGCUCAAUGUGAGUGUGUUAUUGCUGUAAUUUUGUGUUGGUGAAUGGUGAAUGGUGAUUCGAUGAUUCAAAUGCUGACCUCCAACUUGUACUAAUAGUUAGUCAGUCUAGUUAUCUUUUUCA